Phoenix dactylifera (date palm) is the source of this 4127-nucleotide messenger RNA. Its product is annotated as K(+) efflux antiporter 2, chloroplastic. Lineage: Eukaryota; Viridiplantae; Streptophyta; Magnoliopsida; Arecales; Arecaceae. Gene Ontology annotation, biological process: proton transmembrane transport; potassium ion transport. Gene Ontology annotation, cellular component: chloroplast; membrane. The record is from RefSeq and is a predicted model, not a curated record. Gene Ontology annotation, molecular function: potassium:proton antiporter activity.
ACGGCUGAAAGAAGAAAACAAAGGGGAGGAUGAAUGCGAACACGUGAAACGGGAAGGCCAUCGACGUGAUUGGAAACAAAGCUCGGGACCCAUGGGAGGCAUCUCUCUUCCCGAGCUCUAUUCCGUUUUGCUCCGUAAGCAAAACCACUCUCCUCCUUGUAAAUCCCCGAAGCAAACCACAAGGAAGCCCGCGCGAUGUCUUCGAGGUCGCUCUCCUCCUCAGCAUAAAUCCCGACUCCGCCGUAGAUCUCUCCACCUCCAGCUUCGUUCGAGAUCCUUUCGAUCGGUAGUGGAGUCUUCGUGUACUUUCCUGGAGAUUGGAGAGAUGGAUUUGGCUCGUGGUCUGCCACAAUCCAAUGCCUUUAAUCAUGGUGUUGGUUUGAGUUCUGGGACAGUGAAUUCUUGGCUCAGGAAUAGAAGAAGCAGUUAUAAUUUUCUUGGAGAAACUAGGGUUUUCUAUAAAUUAUGUUCUUUGAGGAGCGGAAAGGGUGGAUCUGUUGGUGGUCGUAUGAUGCUAAGUACAGCUUGUGGGGGAGAUUUUGGUGAUUUCUUUCGUCUCUCUCGGCAGCAGAGAUCUUUAGAUUUUAAUAUCUUGAACCCUCGAAAACUUUCGAAGGCAUUAUUUAUGUUCCAGUGCCAGAAAAAUGAUUCUUUAGCAUAUGUUGAUGGUAACAGUCAAGAUAUUAGAAAAACUGAAAGCUCUUCAAGCGAUGAGCAAAAGCAUCCGCAUGAGGGUAGGGGUGUAGGAUCCAAAUCUGUUGUAGAGCCAAAUGAUUCGGGGGAGGAGGCAAAGGAAACCUAUCAAGUGGAGGAUCUGAGGGAAGUGCUACAAGAAGCACUCAAGGAACUGGAAGUCGCUCGACUUAACAGUACAAUGUUUGAAGAAAAGGCACAAAGAAUAUCGGAAUCUGCAAUAUCCUUAAAGGAUGAAGCAGAAAGUGCCCGGGGGGAUGUUACUUCUGCUGUUUUUACCAUUCAGGAGAUUGUUAAUGAAGAGAAUAUUGCUAAAGAAGCUGUACAGAAAGCCACCAUGGCACUUUCCAUGGCUGAAGCCAGGCUGCAGUUAGCAAUAGGAGCUUUGGGUUCCAAAAUGGAACAAGAAGAAUCACCUGAAACUUCUAUGCAGAAGAAUGAGGAAGAAGCACUCUUGUCUGCCCAGGAAGAGAUUGAGGAUUGUCGGGCAUGCUUGGCAAAGUGCGAGGCAGAAUUGAGACAAAUUCAGGCCAAGAAAGGAGAACUGCAGAAGGAGGUAGACAGAUUGAGUGAGGUUGCUGAGAAGGUUCAGUUGAAUGCUUUACAGGCUGAGGAGGAUGUGGCUAAUAUAAUGCAUCUGGCUGAACAGGCGGUGGCUUAUGAACUGGAAGCUACUCAGCGUGUGAAUGAUGCAGAGCUUGCAUUGCGGAGAGCUGAGAAGGCUAAUGUUUCUGCUGAUGCUGCAGAGCAGCAAGCUGUGUCUUCCCAAGAGCAGCUAAACAAUGAAGAACCUCCUGUUCUGGAGGAGGCAAGCAAGGAUGCUGGAGGUGAUAUUACUACUGAGGGAGAUGAGAAGAUCGAAGAUAAUUUAUUGGCUGGUGAUAUAGCUGUUAAAAGCAUUGAAGAACUCAAAUCAUCUGAUGACAUUGAUGGUCAAGAGAAUGGGAAGUUGAGUUUGGAUUCUCAGAAGGAAGUAGAGGCUGAGGUGGAAAAGUCAAAGAAUGUCCCACAGGCAAAGAAGCAGGACAUACAACAGAAGGACCUGACCAAGGAGAGUUCUUCGCCUCUAAAUGCCCCCAAAACAUUGUUAAAUAAAUCAUCUCGGUUCUUUUCUGCAUCAUUCUUUUCUUUUAAGGGAGAAGGAAAAGAAGUCACACCUGCAUCAGUCUUCCAUGGGCUUAUUAUUUCUGCAAGGAAUUAUGCACCCAACCUGGUUCUUGGAAUAGUGUUUCUUGGGAUGGGGGUUUUCUUUCUUAAUAAUCGAGCAGAAAAGAAUUCUCAUUUGCUUUAUCAGCCAGAUAUAGUUACUGGUAUUGAAGAAGUUGCUUCAACUGCAAAGCCUGUCGUUCGAGCAAUAAAGAGGAUACCAAAAAGAUUAAGAAAACUUGUUGAGCUCUUACCUCAAGAAGAGAUAAAAGAAGAAGAAGCUUCCCUUUUUGAUGUGCUAUGGUUACUUCUAGCUAGUGUUGUAUUUGUACCAAUAUUCCAGAAAAUACCUGGAGGUAGUCCUGUACUUGGAUAUCUUGCUGCUGGUAUCCUGAUUGGUCCUUAUGGGCUAUCUAUCAUCCGCCACGUUCAUGGGACAAAGGCAAUUGCUGAAUUUGGAGUGGUGUUUUUGCUGUUCAAUAUUGGGCUUGAGCUUUCUGUGGAAAGACUUAGCUCGAUGAAGAAAUAUGUUUUUGGGCUAGGCUCUGCUCAGGUUCUGGUGACUGCUGUAACGGUUGGCCUAAUUGCUCACUUUGUUUCUGGGCAACCAGGCCCUGCAGCUAUUGUCAUUGGUAAUGGUCUAGCGUUGUCAUCUACAGCAGUUGUCUUGCAGGUGCUGCAAGAACGAGGGGAGAGCACAUCACGGCAUGGGCGUGCUACAUUUUCUGUGUUACUCUUCCAGGACUUGGCAGUGGUGGUUUUGCUGAUACUGAUACCUCUUAUUUCACCAAACUCUUCCAAAGGAGGGGUUGGUUUCCAAGCAAUAGCAGAAGCACUUGGACUUGCUGCAGUGAAAGCGAUAGUUGCUAUCACUGCCAUAAUUGCUGGAGGGCGCUUGUUUCUUCGGCCGAUCUAUAAGCAAAUUGCAGAAAACCAGAAUGCAGAGAUUUUUUCGGCAAAUACCCUCCUUGUUAUUUUAGGAACGAGUCUUCUUACAGCACGGGCUGGACUCUCUAUGGCUUUAGGAGCAUUCUUGGCUGGUCUCCUGUUAGCAGAAACAGAAUUUUCAUUACAGGUUGAGUCAGAUAUUGCCCCCUAUCGUGGCCUUCUGCUAGGGCUGUUUUUCAUGACAGUUGGAAUGUCAAUUGAUCCAAAACUACUCAUUUCAAACUUUCCAGUCAUUCUUGGGACAUUAAGUCUGUUGAUUGCUGGAAAGGGUAUACUGGUUGCCUUUGUUGGUAGAAUGUUUGGCAUUUCAAGUAUAGCUGCAAUAAGAGUUGGCCUUCUGCUUGCACCUGGUGGGGAAUUUGCCUUUGUUGCUUUUGGGGAAGCUGUAAAUCAGGGCAUACUCUCUUCUCAACUUUCAUCUUUGUUGUUCCUGGUUGUUGGUAUCUCAAUGGCUCUUACGCCUUGGUUAGCAGCUGGAGGUCAGUUUCUUGCAUCUAGAUUUGAGCAGAAUGAUGUUAGAAGACUGUUACCAGUAGAAAGCGAGACUGAUGACCUGCAAGAUCAUAUUAUCAUAUGUGGAUUUGGCCGUGUUGGACAGAUCAUAGCACAACUCCUUUCAGAGAGGUUAAUUCCAUUUGUUGCUCUCGAUGUUAGAAGUGACCGGGUGGCAGUUGGACGUGCACUUGACCUUCCUGUGUAUUUUGGGGAUGCAGGGAGCCGGGAGGUUCUUCAUAAAGUGGGAGCUGAGAGAGCUUGUGCUGCUGCUAUAACUUUAGAUACUCCUGGUGCAAAUUAUAGAACUGUUUGGGCACUGAGCAAGUAUUUUCCAAAUGUAAAGACAUUCGUUCGGGCCCAUGAUGUUGAUCAUGGCGUUAAUUUGGAGAAGGCAGGUGCAACUGCGGUUGUCCCAGAGACCUUGGAACCAAGUCUCCAAUUAGCAGCUGCUGUUCUUGCACAGGCCAAGUUGCCGAUGUCAGAGAUUGCAGCAACAAUCAAUGAGUUCCGAAACCGUCAUCUCUCUGAGCUAACAGAGUUAUGUGAGACAAGGGGAAGCUCGCUUGGAUAUGGAUUUUCACGGGUUAUGUCUAAACCAAAGCCUCACACUUCAGAUGCUGACGAGAAUGAAGUUGCUGAAGAAACAUUGGCAAUCUAAUUAUUUAUGAUUACAAAAUUUUUGAAAACUGUAUAGCUGAUAAUUCAUUCCAAAAGCUAGAAUUGUAUAGACAGAUAAGGAAAACAGUUAGCGCACUCCAUUAAAGGGUAAAAUUUUGUUCAAAUUUUUCAAUGAAUCCUAUGAUAUAGUGUACCAUUGCCCUUGUACUUCAGGUAUCAUUUCGGUA